AUGCAGAGGUGCGCUAGUUUCCUAUUUCUGGCUUUAAUCCUUUGUGCCGCCCUGUCAGAAACGUUUGGACUGGUUUUCUCAGCAAAAGAAAAAAGGGGCUGGACUUUGAAUAGUGCUGGUUACCUCCUUGGGCCACAUGCAGUAGAUAACCACAGAUCUCUUAAUGACAAACAUGGUUUCACCGGUAAACGUGAGAUACAGCCUGAUGAGGACAUUAAAGCAGCGAACCUUGGAAGACCUCUGGCUGAUGAAAACAUUGUGCGCACAGUAAUUGAAUUUUUGACUUACUUGCAUCUUAAAGAAGUGGGAGCACUUAACAAACUACCUUCACCAGAGGAAACAAACCAGUCUUGAAGAAGAAUGCAUUUUUAUUUUGUUGUAGUGUAAAUUUGGACCAAAUUCUAAACAAAAGAUCCGAAUGAUCUGAAGAUGAGAAGUAUUGUUUGCAUUAAUCUGAUAAAUGGUGAACCGCAUUCUGCCCUCUGUUUUGUUUGUGGGUUUUUUGUUUGAUUUUUUUUUCCUUCUCUCCUGUGCAAAAUUUUGCCUUGGUAAAAUUUUUCUGUAGGUAAAUUAUAAAAUAAAAAUAAAGAGCAA
This is a messenger RNA of Tauraco erythrolophus (red-crested turaco), 594 nucleotides long. RefSeq names its product galanin and GMAP prepropeptide (gene GAL). Lineage: Eukaryota; Metazoa; Chordata; Aves; Musophagiformes; Musophagidae. Gene Ontology annotation, biological process: neuropeptide signaling pathway. Gene Ontology annotation, molecular function: galanin receptor binding; neuropeptide hormone activity. The record is from RefSeq and is a predicted model, not a curated record. Gene Ontology annotation, cellular component: secretory granule; extracellular region.